UCGGGGUGGAGAUCUGAAUGGCUUUGAAUCGGUGGCCGCUCCUGGUCCUGGGGACUGCUGCCCUGGUCCUUUCGGGAGGUUGCUCUGGUGACCGCUGCAAAGAUGGCGGAGAUGAACGCCUAUGUAGCCAUCCCUGCUCCGGGGAUAAAUUCUCAUGCAAGAACAGUCUCUGCAUCUUCAAAAAUUGGUCCUGUGAUGGAGAGAAUGACUGUGGGGACGGCAGCGACGAAGCCAACUGCGCUUGCACCAGCCACCCGUUCACGUGCAACAACGGACGCUGCAUUGACUCAGAUUUGAUCUGUGACGGGAAUGAAGACUGUGGGGACGGCAGCGAUGAAGCCAACUGUGCUUGCACCAGCCACCAGUUCAAGUGCAAGAGCGGGCGCUGCAUUGACCCAGAGUUGGUCUGUGAUGGGGAUGAUGACUGUCUGGACGACAGCGAUGAGAGCGAAAAUCUCUGCGCUAUUCAGGGCUCUGCCACCCACUCCCUCUUCUAUUUCAUCACAGUGGGGACAGAGCUCAGCCAGGGGGUGCCCCUAUUCAUGGAAGAAGGCUACGUGGACGACCAGCCCAUCGAAUACUUUGACAUACAAACAGGGAGGAUCCUUCCUCGGGUACCGUGGAUGAAGGAGAACCUGCGUCAUCAGUACUGGGAGACGCUGGUCCGGGAUAUGAGGAGAAACGUGACGGAGUUUACAUACAUUCUCUUGAUGAUGCAGAAGCGCUUCAGUGGGCCUGGAAGGUUGCACACCCUACAGUGCAUCCAGGGCUGUGAGCUGAGCGAAGAUCAGACCAAAAGAAGAUAUUAUCACCUGGAAGCCCAUAAUGGGAGGGAAGUGAAGACCCUGGACAAAGACAGCCCUUCCAGGAAGAGAAGGAGAGACGAGCUCCUCUGUCAGCUUCUUAAAGAGCGCAUCCUGCCCAUAAGGGAAUGCAUUAAAGCACUGAAGAGAUUCAUGGACUAUAGGAGCAGAGCUGUGCAGAGAAAAGAACCCCCUACAGUGGAGGUGACAUACAAGAAGGACCUGGAAGCCCUUGUCUGCCGGGUCUACGGCUUCUACCCUAAGAAGAUCAGCGCUACCUGGUGGAAGAAUGGGGCACUUUGGGAGCAGGAGACUCUCCGCAGGGGUGUCGUCCCCAACUCAGAUGGGACCUACCAUGCCUGGCUCACCAUCCAGAUUGAGCCUAAAGACAAGAGACGCUACCGAUGUCAUGUGGAACAUGCUGCCGUGUGGGGGCCACUAGUUGUGGUCUUGGAACAGCCUGAGCCCCCAGAAGUGAAGGUGACGCGCAAGCUGCGCACUAACCAACUGGAGACCCUCACAUGCCAGAUCUACGGCUUCUACCCCAAGGAGAUCAACGCCACCUGGAAGAAAGAUGGGGAGGUCUGGAAACAAAACACGCUCCGUGGCAAUGUCACUCUCAACUCAGAAGAGACCUACCAGACGUGGCUCAGCAUCGAGAUCAAUCCCGAGGACAGGGAAUGCUACCGGUGCCGCGUGGAACAUGCUGGCCUCCUGGAACCUCUUGAUGUAGCCUGGCAGGAGCCUGACUCAGCGUGGCCCAUUGUGGGGGGUGUCUUGGGGGCUGUGGCUGCCCUUCUGGUUCUGGCUGGGAUCCUUUGGUAUAUCAAGAAGCCGCGAAACCCUCGUGAAGCAUCAUCAAAGAAGAAUAGCGGCGACUUCAGAGCAACCUACAAAGCAGCAUCCAGCGAGUGACCUUUUCCUGCCCCUAUGAAAUGGUACCUCCAUAAGGGUGGGGGUCUGGGCAUUAGGGAGAUUCUGAACCGAUGGAGAGGCUGUGGACACCCACACAGCUCCCUUUGCAUUAAGUGAUCUGAUUCUAUAGCCAGACCGUUCCAUUUGUUUGUGAACUGGGGGGGGAGAUUCAUCUGGCCCAAAAAAGCCAGCAGGGUUGUGGACCAGCACUCUUGACCAGCCCAUAAAGCAAGUGCUGGUUUGAAGGCUGCCAUGGGUCUGGGAGGGGCACUGGAAGGAACAGUGCCUGGAAAUCUUCUUCCACUUCUGAUGGAACCUACGCCCAUCAGCCAAACCUCUCCAAGCCCUGCCAGAAAGGAAACACCAAACCAGGUGUCUCAGAUGCACUUCUGCAGUCUGGUCCAGAUGAUUUCCCACCCAACUUAUUGUCUUGGUCAGCCAUUGUUUUGUUUUAUGUACAGAGGCAAAGAGGUCUCACCAGAGACAGAUGGAGUGAAGGUGGGUACCCCCAUCUCCCUCCAUUCAUCAACUCCCCUUUUUUCCUCUCCUUUCCUUUCCUCUCCUUUCCUCUCCCUCUCCUUUCCUUUCUGCCUCCAACCUCAAAAGCAAGUGUAAGGGAAUCCCAUUCGGGAGGCUGGAAUUCUGGCUCUUCCCUGAGCCUGAGGGCAAAGAGAAAGAGACCUCUCAGUGCCCAAAGUCCUGUGGGGAGAAUGCACAAGACCUUCCUCUAGAUCCUGCCCUCUGCCCUCCCAGUUCAAAGAGGGUGCAGACCCCCUUCCUCAUCCUUGCUUGGACCUCACCAGACCCUCCUUUCCUCCCUGCCAAAGGUCAGCUCUGGCGCUUGUCAGGCUUGUCUCAAUAACUCCCAGCCAUGUAUGGGAUGAACCAUGCUUGCACUGGGAACACUGAAACCACGGAAGCCACCUGGAGAUGCCAUCACAGGAGGUUUUUCUGAGACCUUCCCAAUACCCACGGCAAGCACAGGAAGGGGCACCCACAGCCCCAUGAGAACCUUCUAGAAGGA
Eublepharis macularius is the source of this 2742-nucleotide messenger RNA. Its product is annotated as major histocompatibility complex class I-related gene protein-like. Lineage: Eukaryota; Metazoa; Chordata; Lepidosauria; Squamata; Eublepharidae. The coding region runs from base 18 to 1718 and encodes 566 amino acids. Gene Ontology annotation, biological process: immune response. Gene Ontology annotation, cellular component: external side of plasma membrane. The record is from RefSeq and is a predicted model, not a curated record. The transcript is spliced from 9 exons. Gene Ontology annotation, molecular function: protein binding.